GAACCAAUUUUGUUUGAGAUGAUAUAAACCAAGGCAUGGUUUCAUUUUUUUGCUAGAAUAGAAUUAAAAUGAAAAGAAGAAAGAAGAAAAAAAGGAGAGAGGAGGGGAAAGGGAUAAUAAAACUUAGCAAGAAAGGGGCUAGCAAUUAAUAACAUGGAGAUAGUGAUGGUCAAGAAAAUGGUCAAAAUUAGCACAUGAUGCUGUCUAGUUAAAUGUUUUUUAUUUUUGCCUCUUUUUUUAUUUUUUUUUUCCCUUUUAGAUAGUGGGUUGGUUGAUUAUGAUGGAAGGGCAUUUUGGGGAUUAAGUAAACAGUUUUAUACAAAGAUUAACCAUGAUUAAGGUGUGAAUUAAAAACCCCCUAAAAAGAAAAAUAGUACUAAGAGAUUGCCAUUUUCAAGGACCCAGAAGGAAAGCAAACUCAAACAGAAGACAUAAACAAAGCAAAGCACAGAGGAGAGAGAAAGAUAGAAAGUUUUUAGUUUAAUUUCAAGGAAAGAGAGAGAAAAAAAGGGUUGUUUUUGUUUUUGUUUUUCUUUCUUUUUUUGGGGUUGUAGAGAGAAAAAGAAGCAGAAGAAGAAGAAGAACAUUGGGAAGGAGAAAGGAAAAAAAUGGAAAGUUUUUAUGUGUUUGAGAGAAGAAGUUUGUCUGGAGAUUGUAGGGGAAGAUAGGGAACACUGCUUCAGCAUUUGGUCUCUCUGUAACUAAGCAAAACCAAACCUUUUCUUUUCUUCUUUGUCUCCUCUUUCCAUUUUUGUUUUUUUUUUUUUUUUGCGAUUCUUUUUAAUUUUACGAUUUUCUUUUCCGGCGACUUUGCCGGAAUCCCUCACCGGAGUUCCACAGUUAUAGUUGUUGUUGUUGUUGACCUCUUCUUCAUUUUUUCAUCUUUGCUUGUUUUUUCUCUUUUACUUUUCGGGGAAAUUUUGAGGGACUUUCCUAUUUCCUUUUCCCUCUUUUUGGAGAUAUGAUCUAAGAAGUGGCAGAGUGAUUCUUAAAGCUGACUUUUUCCAGAACUUUUGGUUCUUCGAUCUGUUUUAAGUUACUGGAAAUUUCCUUUUCCCCCGGAGAAGAUGAAUCAGUGAGAUUUCAGUUGGUGUUUCUACUUUUUGUUUGGUUUUACAUCUAAUUCAAUCAAGUUCACGUACGGCGAGAAGCAAUGAAGACGCCGGCGAACGGUGCCGCCGGUGCCGCCGCCGUGCCUAAUUCCAACGAAGGUGGAUUGGAGAAGAAGAUCAUAAAUCCAGAGUUAUGGCAAGCGUGCGCCGGUCCACUGGUGAACCUACCGCCGGCCGGUUACCACGUGGUGUAUUUUCCUCAAGGACACAGCGAACAGGUAGCAGCAUCUUUGAGGAAAGAUGUGGAUGGCCAAGUCCCAAACUACCCAAAUCUUCCUUCCAAGUUACUAUGUUUGCUUCAUAAUGUAACAUUACAUGCUGACCCGGAGACAGAUGAAGUAUAUGCUCAAAUGACACUACUACCAGUUCCUUCUUUUGACAAGGAUGCAUUGUUGAGAUCAGAUCUAGCUCUCAAGUCUAAUAAGCCUCAACCAGAGUUUUUCUGUAAAACAUUGACUGCAAGUGACACAAGUACUCAUGGUGGGUUCUCCGUGCCGCGCCGUGCUGCAGAGAAGAUCUUCCCCCCUCUUGAUUUCUCAAUGCAACCCCCUGCACAAGAGCUUGUUGCUAAAGAUUUGCAUGAUAACGUGUGGACUUUCCGUCACAUAUAUCGAGGACAACCAAAACGCCAUUUGCUGACAACGGGUUGGAGCUUAUUUGUUAGUGGAAAGAGACUUCUUGCUGGCGAUUCAGUUUUGUUCAUAAGAGAUGAAAAACAACAGCUUCUAUUGGGCAUUAGGCGAGCAAACAGGCAACCUACAAACUUAUCAUCAUCAGUGUUGUCAAGUGACAGUAUGCAUAUUGGUAUUCUUGCAGCUGCUGCCCAUGCUGCUGCAAACAAUAGCCCUUUCACUGUCUUCUACAACCCGAGGGCAAGUCCUUCAGAGUUUGUCAUUCCUCUUGCCAAAUAUUACAAGGCAGUGUCUGCAAACCAAAUAUCACUCGGAAUGCGCUUCAGAAUGAUGUUCGAGACUGAAGAGUCUGGAACUAGAAGGUAUAUGGGCACUAUUACUGGUAUAAGUGAUCUUGAUCCUGUCCGAUGGAAGGGCUCACAAUGGCGUAAUCUACAGGUUGGGUGGGAUGAGUCGACUGGAGGAGAAAGACGAAAUCGAGUCUCCAUAUGGGAGAUUGAGCCCGUUAUUGCUCCAUUUUUCAUUUGCCCCCCUCCUUUUUUGAGAUCAAAACGUCCGAGGCAACCAGGAAUGCCAGACGAUGACUCCUCCGAUUUGGAUGGCAUAUUUAAAAGAACAAUGUUUGGUGAUGAUUUUUGCAUGAAAGAUCAGGGAUAUCCCGGCUUAAACUUAGUCCAAUGGAUGAAUAUGCAAAACCCUUCACUUUCUAAUUCAAUGCAGCCAAAUUACAUGCAUUCGUUUUCCGGGUCUAUGGUUCCAAACCUUGGUGGUGUCGAUAUUUCUCGGCAACUUGGUUUGUCAAAUGCGCAAAUUCCUCAAUCAAACAAUAUACAGUUCAAUGCACAAAGGCUACUUUCUCAGGCUCAACAGUUAGAUCAGCUACCUAAGCUACCGUCAAGUAUGAACUCGUUGGGGUCUGUGGUGCAGGCACCGCAGCAGUUGGAUGAUAUGUCUCAGCAGACUCGACAGAAUUUGAUUAACCAAAAUGCAGUCUCGAGUCAGAUUCAGGCUCAAAUAAUGCAGCAGCCUCACACUAAUGGGAUCCUACAGCAGCAAACUGCUUUGCAAAACCAGCAGCUGCAGAGGACUGUCCCUCAGAAUCUGCAAAUGCAGCAACAUCAGCAAAUUUUAGGUCAGAAUCAACAACAGAAUAUGAAUCAGUCCCCGGUCCCAGAGCAGUUAAAUCAUCAGUUGCAAAUGUCGGAUAAUCAGGUUCAAAUACAGAUGUUACAGAAGUUUCAGCAGCAGCAGCAGCAAUCGAUUUUGGCUCAGCAGUCUGCACUUCAGCCUGCUCAACUCGCCCAACUACCGGAGCAGCAGAGACAGUCGGUAGAUGCAUCCCAAAGCUUUUCCAGGUCCAUGUCGUCUAACCAAAUACUCGACAUUCCUCAAUCCACCCCAGCUACAGGCCCUCCAUCAAAUGCGUUACCACAGCAGGCAGCAAAUUGUAAUGGCCAGACGAAUAAUCGAUUCUCGAAUCAGCAUUUGCAACCAAAACUUCCUCAACUACAGCAACCACCUUCAUCUACUGUACUUUCUGAUAUGUCUAGGCCAAUGGGACUUCCUCCGACCCAAACAAACAAUCAGCUCUCUGCAGCUACUAGUAGUUUAGUGACAGGAGCAGCAGGGGCUGGCCAAUCUGGAAUCACCGACGACAUACCAUCUUGCUCCACGUCACCUUCCACGAACAAUUGUCCAAGUUUGGUUCAACCGGUAGCCAAUGGAAGGGUUCAUCGUACCACGGGAUUGGUUGAGGAUGUUGCUCAAUCAGCUGCAACAAUAUUCAGUUCAAAUACAUUGGAUACCAUGUCACCAAAUGCCAACUUAAUUCAUAAAGAUUUGCCACAGAAGACUGCUGUUAAACCUUCACUGAAUAUUUCCAAGAAUCAAAGCAAUGGAAUGUUUGCACAACAAACUUUCUUGAGUGGUGUCGUUGCUCAGACGGAUUUCUUGGACACGUCAUCCUCCACAACCUCGGCUUGCCUUUCUCAGAAUGAUGCUCAGUUACAGCAGAAUAACAUGAUGUCUUUCAACUCACAGCCAAUGUUAUUUAAAGAUAGUACUCAUGAUUUGGAAGUACCAACAGAUCUUCAUAACAUUCCGUACGGGAAUCAUGUCGAUGGACAAAUGGUAGCGCAAUUAAAUUCCGAUCCUUUGUUAGACAAAGGCAUUGGAGGUUUGGGGAAAGAUUUCUCCAAUAAUUUUUCUUCUGGGGCCAUGCUCACCACCUACGAUGCGCAGAAAGAUCCUCAACAGGAAAUUUCUUCCUCUAUAGUUUCCCAAUCAUUUGGUAUUCCAGACAUGACAUUUAAUUCCAUGGAUUCAACGAUAAACGAUAAUGCCUUCUUGAAUAGAAACCAGUGGGCCCCUCCACCUCCGUUCCAGCGUAUGCGAACUUACACGAAGGUUUACAAACGUGGAGCUGUUGGGAGAUCUAUUGAUAUCACCCGUUACUCGGGUUAUGAUGAGCUUAAACAAGAUCUUGCCCGUAGGUUCGGUAUCGAGGGACAAUUAGAGGACAGGCAAAAAAUAGGCUGGAAACUUGUUUAUGUGGAUCAUGAAAAUGACGUUUUGCUCGUAGGCGAUGAUCCUUGGGAGGACUUUGUGAACUGUGUACGGAGCAUCAAGAUCCUCUCCCCACAGGAAGUCCAACAAAUGAGCUUGGAUGGAGAUUUUGGCAACGGGGUCCUACCGAACCAAGCCUGCAGUAGCUCAGAUGGUGGAAAUGCUUAAACACACUGCCUAAAUGCUAACAUUCCCUUAUGGUAACUGAUUCUUAUAAUUUUUAGCUCAAGGUUCAUAGCGUCGAAUAUCGGUAGUACGGCUAUGAUUUCCCGUUGCAAGAAUCUUGCAGCAACGGAGGAGAUAUGGCCAACCAACACUCAGCAUUGGCUUUAGCCAUUGUCUGUUUAAAUUUUCUGGACCUCUUUAGCCUAGACAACUUUGAAAGCAUAGUUGAGAAGACGUUGAAGUGGAGAGAAAAGUGAAGCUUCAUCUGGGUUUCGAGUUGUCAAGUCAUGGAAGGUGGUAUAUUAUUCACCGAUGUGAUUAUAUAGUUAUGGUAUCGUUGCCAUUGUCGUCACCGAGGCUGAUCUCAAUUGCCACGCCGUAGUGUUAUAUUAUUGUGAUGCAGUUUAGCUAGCAAAAGUAUGAAACUUUGUAUCCUUAGUUUUGAAUGUAAAAUAGAAAAGAUGUGCAGAUUUUUCUUUCCCAGUCUAAUGAGAAAUGUGGCUUAUAUGCAUUUUUUUAUUAUUAUUA
Messenger RNA from Benincasa hispida (wax gourd), 5002 nucleotides. Its product is annotated as auxin response factor 19-like. Gene Ontology annotation, biological process: response to hormone; regulation of DNA-templated transcription. Gene Ontology annotation, cellular component: nucleus. The record is from RefSeq and is a predicted model, not a curated record. NCBI's taxonomy places the organism in Eukaryota, Viridiplantae, Streptophyta, Magnoliopsida, Cucurbitales, Cucurbitaceae. Gene Ontology annotation, molecular function: DNA binding.